CCAGUGGAGUUAGCAGAAGGUGAGAUGUUGAUCUCUUUCUUUACCUCCCCUGCCUGCACUGCAGCUGCCCUCCAUCCCUAACCAUCUGUCCUGACGACCAAUUGCACAAGCUUCUGCAGACUCCUGCAGCGACCAGUCCCAGACUCUCACUUCACAAGCAGGAACGGGCACCCUGCUCUGAGCCAGGCACUGGGCCGGGAAUGAGGACCAUACAGAGAGAUGGCUGUGGUCCAGUGACCCCAGUGGGCAGUGCAAAGAAUCCUGGGAAGGGAGCCAAGAGAGUGCUGAGGGGACUCAGCACAAAUUGCCUGGGGCAACCAAGAAGGCUCCAUAGGGGAGGCAACUUUCAGGUCUUAAAACUAGGACAAGAGUUCAGGAGAUGGAGGACAGGAGGUCUUUUGGGUGGAGAGGGACACAGGAGUAAGGUGUGCAGAUGUGAGAGAGCAGAAGGUGCUGAGGGUACAGCUAAGGGUGGCUUGGGAUAGCAUGCAGGUGGUGAUGAGGGUUCUGCACUCGCCUGUCUGGGUUUGAAUCACAGUGCCUCUACUUAUUACCUGUGUGACCUUGGGCAAGUUACUUGACCUCUCUGUGCCUCAUUCCACCAUGUGUAGAAUGGGGUUAAUAAUAGUAUCUACCUCAUAGAGCAGUGAGGAUCAAAUGAGUUCAUGCAUUUAAAUGCUUAGAACAGAGCCUGGCACACAGGAAGCGCUCAAAAGCUGAGCUGGGACUAGUGUAUUGCUGUUACCUGUGAGUCUGUGGGGCAGAGGGCCCUAAGGCCUCCUUGAAUCCUCAACAAAACCAGUAGCAGGUCCUCUGUGCCCUCCCCCGUCACCCCUGUCGCAGGCACACUCAGGCCCUGGGCGGUAGCAGAGCAGGGAUCCAGGAAGCAGCAAACCGAGGUGCAGAUGCCGAUGCCAGGCUGAGGUCGGGGGAGGUGGAGAGGACCCGAGCAGCGACAGGACACUGCCUUUACCCAGUGAAUAGUACGGAAAGGUUGCAUCGUGGACCCUUCUCAGCUUCUCACCUAGGAUUCUGGAUGUGGCUGGAGAAGGACCCUUAUCCUUUUGCAGCCAGGUCCCGUCUGAGCCCACGCUGCCAGCUCCAGGGCCUGUCCGGUGACAGGUUAAAGACAAAAUCCUAGCACCAAAGUGGAACACAGCAUGGGCUCUAUUUCUCUCUUAUUGAGUGGGCAUCUCACAGAGGACGUGGGCUCAGCUGAUUUGAACAAAACUGAAGUAAGCUUAAUCCCUCUGUCGACUGUCCUAAAGGCCCAGGUGAGAGGGAAAGGGAGUCCCUGGAGAGAGGAAGGCUCCCCACUCCAGCUUUCAGGGGCUCACCCACCACCGAUGAGGCCCGGCCUUUGAUACAGCUUGCGCCACAGCCUAUAACCAAGAUGGCAGCAGGGAGACUGGCCCGUUCUCUGAGCCCAUGAGGGGUGAGGCCCCUUCAGGCCCGAAGAUGGGGAAUAUCACUGCAGACAACUCUUCACUGAGCUGUACCAUCGACCACACCAUCCACCAGACGCUGGCCCCGGUGGUCUAUGUCACAGUGCUGGUGGUGGGCUUCCCAGCCAACUGCCUGUCCCUCUACUUCGGCUACCUGCAGAUCAAGGCCCGGAACGAGCUGGGCGUGUACCUGUGCAACCUGACGGUGGCCGACCUCUUCUACAUCUGCUCGCUCCCCUUCUGGCUGCAGUACGUGCUGCAGCACGACCACUGGUCGCACGGCGACCUGUCCUGCCAGGUGUGCGGCAUCCUCCUCUACGAGAACAUCUACAUCAGCGUGGGCUUCCUCUGCUGCAUCUCCAUCGACCGCUACCUGGCCGUGGCCCAUCCCUUUCGCUUCCACCAGUUCCGCACGCUGAAGGCGGCCGUGGGCGUCAGCGUGGUCAUCUGGGUCAAGGAGCUGCUGACCAGCGUCUACUUCCUCAUGCACAAGGAGGUCGUGGAGGACGAGGACCAGCACCGCGUCUGCUUCGAGCACUACCCCCUGCAGCCAUGGCAACGCAACAUCAACUACUACCGCUUCCUGGUGGGCUUCCUCUUCCCCAUCUGCCUGCUGCUGGCCUCCUACCUGGGCAUCCUGCGGGCCGUGCGCCGGAGCCACGGCACCCAGAAGAGCCGCAAGGACCAGAUCCAGCGGCUGGUGCUCAGCACCGUGGUCAUCUUCCUGGCCUGCUUCCUGCCGUACCACGUGCUGCUGCUCGUGCGCAGCCUCUGGGAGUCCAGCUGCGAGUUCGCCAAGGGCAUCUUCAACGCCUACCACUUCUCCCUGCUCCUCACCAGCUUCAACUGCGUCGCCGACCCCGUGCUGUACUGCUUCGUCAGCGAGACCACCCACCGGGACUUGGCCCGCCUCCGGGGGGCCUGCCUGGCCCUCCUCACCUGCUCCAGGACCGGCCGGGCCAGGGAGGCCUACCCGCUGGGCGCCCCCGAGGCCUCUGGGAAAACCGAGGAGCCGGAGCUGUUAAUGAAGCUCCACUCGGCCUUCCAGACCCCUAACUCAUCUGCAGUGGGAGGGUCCCCCACGGGCGGGCUGGCCUAGCCGGGGUCACUCACGUGUGGGGCGAAGUGAGGCCUGAGCUUGCCCGCUGGCCGCCGCCCACUUUGCCAAAUGCCGGUGCCUCCUUCUGCGGGAGGGGACACUGGGCCUGGGUCACUGGGCUGGGGCCUGGGCUGCAGCAAGACCUCUCUGGUUCCAGGGAGCCUGCCCCAGUUGCUGAGCCCAAGGGGGCUGUUGGAUGUGGGAAUAAGCCCCGUCAGCUCACGAGUAUUGUCUGCCGCCAGCUGGUGGGAGGAAGACAGUGAACUGUCACCUCCAGGAGGUUUUCAGAGAGAAGCUGGGGUUGGGGGUGCAGAGUGCAAGGACAUGGAGGAGGGGGGUUGGGAUAUGAGAGUGGAUACCUGGGUACGCACCUGCCAGGGCCUUCCAGUGCUAUCAUUGUCACAGAUGACACCCGUCCAAAUGCAAUGGUAUUAUCUGAGGAGGUGACACACGAAGCUGUAUUGUCAUGAUUAACUCUUGAGCCCCACCCCACGAAGGGUGGGAAGGAAGAUGAGUGGAGCCAGGAGGUUGGAUGAGGAGAAGGAAGGUGGAGAGGCGUUUGGGGCACUGGGAGUGUGUGUGGGGGGACGGUGGGGGUAGUGACAGGCAGAGAGAUCCCAGCUCCAGCCCCAUCACAAUUUCACAGAGAGAGUUGAGCAGAUUCCUCAAGCCCCAGAGCUGAUGGAAAACAAAUCCCAGGGCUCCCCGGGGCUCCCUGGAGUGACGUCUGUGGUUCUUUAUAAAGUCAGUACUGAAGCUCAGGUGUCGGGACAGAGGCCUAAAGCCAAGUUCCCUACACACAGAUUCCUCCCAAUUCAUUUUGUUUCCAUCUGCCCAGAAGCACCAGACGCGGCAGCCUGGGAGUGUGUGUGUGUCUAUGUGUUUGUGUGUGUGUUUUCAUGGUUAAAAUGCCAGGGUCCCCGUGACAACUGUGUGCCAAGACACUGAGGCUAGGGUCAUAUGACUGCUGGCAGUGUCCACCCCCCCAGCCCCCGCCUCUGUCCCCUGCCACACACACUGUGGAGUGUUUAGCAGUCUCAGAGAGGAGCAUGUCAUUCUCCCCAAGUUCUCAGAUACAACAAAACAAACAAAACAGAGACACACUCUCUGGCAUCUCUCAGCCCAAAGGCCUGGGGUUUAGCUCCACUGUGGUGUAAGUAGGCCCCGUGACAAGGAGAGGAGGUGGCCCUGGGCUCACCUUGCCUCCUCUGUCCUCCAGCACUGCUCCUCUGCCAGACGUCCCACUUCCCCCACCUGGAGAGUGAUACUGGGCCUGUGGGCCAUGUGCAGGCCAGGGCACUGACCGCCAUCUUUUGUUCUGUCCUGGAAGGCUGGGUCCAGGGCUCAGCUCUCCUGCAACUUUGUGCCUGACCAUGUUGAGCCCCUGCGCUGGUAAACAUACCAAGCACCAGAAGAGUUUCUUGCUGCUCCAGGGACCUGCCCACCUUUACCGAAAUGCUGGCCCUUCAGAUUUCCUGAUCAGUGGGCUGGGCUAGUUUGACUUCCUUCAAAGGCCUGGGAUUUGAGCUCCUCACAGCUCAAGUGGGCUCAAGUCUGGAGAUGUAGAAACUGGCAUCAGUAGAACAUUUCUGGAAUCUGCUAAAGAGAGAGCCAGGGAGAAUCUCUUCCUCAAUCUCUCUUCUCCUUUCUUCCCCCUUCUCUGAGAGGUAGAUCUACCCCGUCUCUUAACCCUCCCAUCAGGGGUGCCCAGAGGCAGAUAGCCCAGGCUGGAUGUGCCGCAGGGAAGUGUGGUUACUGGGCUCCCAGGGCUACACUUGUCCCUUAUGGAGUGCCUCCCAUAACCCGGGAAGGUUCUCUUCGCAUUCCUGGAGGAGGGCGUGACCAGGUCUGAAGGUGGCAGAAAUGGCCACACAGCCUAGAAGAGCCCACCCAGUGUCAGCCCAGGAUCUUACUGGGGCAAUGGCACUGGUUGAAGCCCUGCAGGCUUCCUCAUUCCACAGGAUUUCCCCCUCUUUUGAGCUUCAUCAUGGGCGUUCCCACUGGGAUGGACUGGGAU
Molecule: messenger RNA, 4561 nt
Organism: Diceros bicornis minor
Lineage: Eukaryota; Metazoa; Chordata; Mammalia; Perissodactyla; Rhinocerotidae
Gene: GPR68
Product: G protein-coupled receptor 68
Exons: 3
Coding region: 1429-2544 (371 amino acids)
Biological process (GO): cellular response to pH; G protein-coupled receptor signaling pathway
Cellular component (GO): membrane
Molecular function (GO): G protein-coupled receptor activity
Source: RefSeq, a predicted model, not a curated record